Closterium sp. NIES-65 is the source of this 1332-nucleotide messenger RNA. NCBI's taxonomy places the organism in Eukaryota, Viridiplantae, Streptophyta, Zygnematophyceae, Desmidiales, Closteriaceae. The record is from the annotation of a GenBank genome assembly.
AUGGCUUCUCUUUCUUUAACAUGGCCCUUCCCACCAGUCCGCCCCUUCACCAUCCUCCUCCUCUCCUCUCUCCCUCUCGAUCCCCUCCCACUUUUUCACCCCCAUUUUCCUCCACCUCUUUUCUCUCCUCAUCUGCUGCAGCUGGUGCUGAUUGCGUUUUUGAAGUUGUUACUCCUCCCCACCUUUCUUCCUCCUCACUACCCUCCCCUCAACUGCUCAACUGCAAACUCCCUCACAACUCUCCCUCCUCCUCUUGUUUCUCCCUUCACCGGCCCAGCAGCAGACUACCUCGCCGCUAUCCCUCCUCCUCUAGUUUCUCCCCUCAGCGGCGCAGCAGCAGACUACUCCGCCACUAUCCCUCCUCUAGUUUCUCCCCUCAGCGGCGCAGCAGCAGACUACUCCCCCACUAUUCCUCCUCCUCUUGUUUCUCCCCCCAGCGGCUCAGCAGCAGACUACUCCGUCCAUAUCCCUCCUCCCCUUGUUUUCUCCCCUCAGCGGCUCAGCAGCAGACUGCUUCGCCCUUAUUCCUCCGACUCUUAUACCUUUCCCCUCAUCUGCUCUGCAGCUGUCUCCUCCUCCUUAUGGCGACUUCUCUCGCCCUCCCCUCCCUCCCUCUGCUGGUCCUUCAACUCGCGCCUGAUGGCAGCGCAUGGCUUUAACCUCUGGUUUGUCACUCAGCAGAGUGGUUCUGGCGCCAUUCCUAAACCUGCCUCUACACCUACCUCUACCUCCUCUGAUCCCUAUGCUGAUGGCCUUCGUGCUGCUAUCGCUGAAACUGAGCGGAUUGCGGCCACGGCCCAAACCACUGCCGCGGCUGCUCCUAACAAUGCUGCUGCCCGUGACCUCGCUCGUGUUCUUUCUGAAUCCCUCGAGAGCACCCGCAAGUGCCUCACUGAGCACCUCGCUACCCCUUCUCCUCGCUCUGCCCCUAUGCCCUCUGCUUUUGCUCCAUCUCACUCUGACCUUCUCGCUGAUUGGCUUGUUGCCAAUGCACGUGCCAGCCAGGUCAUCCUUGCCUGCCUACCUCCAACCCUUCUCCCUCAGUGCUCGCACAUCCGCUAUGCCAAGGACCUUCUCGGCUAUCUCACUGAGCGCUUCCAGUCGCAGACUCUCAUCAGUGUCAUUGCCCUCUUACGCAAGCUCACUUCUCUUCGCCUUGCUGAAUUCACCACCAUGGCGGACUAUAUCGCUCGUAUGCAGACGCUGUCCUCUCAACUUGCUGCUCAAAAGUUCGAACUUUCUGAUCAUGUCUGCGGUGCCCUCAUCCUCACAGGCCUCACUCCUGAAUACAGUGUUCAUGUCACCCUGUAUGGUGAGCGCCCCGCCGACUAG